Messenger RNA from Dovyalis caffra, 210 nucleotides. The record is from the annotation of a GenBank genome assembly. Lineage: Eukaryota; Viridiplantae; Streptophyta; Magnoliopsida; Malpighiales; Salicaceae.
AUGGCCAGAAACAGCGAUGUGGAAUCUAUCACUGCGACUUUUGAUAUCUUCCCUACAAGAUUGCGCUGUGGUGUUCAGGUACGUAGCAUCUUCCAAUGUUCUUGUGUGCAUGAAAAGAACGAGCCAGUUCCAAACGGUGGCGUGAAGGGGCAAAAGACAAGCUCACUAGAGGGUGCAGCCCACGCACUAGAAAGUGAAGGUGAGAAAUAA